AUGUCAUCACAUGGAUAUGAUGAUGGUGAAUAUCUCACAUGUCCAUUCAAUUCAGCACAUAAGGUGAUUUCUAAUCAUUUUAAACAUCAUAUUCUUCGAUGUUCUCAACAUCAUCCCGAAAUGAAAACAAUCAAAUGUCUUUUCAACGGUGCACAUAAAAUUACACCUCUGCAUUACCAUGAUCAUCUCUGUGAAUGUCCAGAUAGUCCCUCGUGUUGA
Molecule: messenger RNA, 219 nt
Organism: Adineta ricciae
Lineage: Eukaryota; Metazoa; Rotifera; Eurotatoria; Adinetida; Adinetidae
Source: the annotation of a GenBank genome assembly